Penaeus vannamei (Pacific white shrimp) is the source of this 3288-nucleotide messenger RNA. The record is from RefSeq and is a predicted model, not a curated record. NCBI's taxonomy places the organism in Eukaryota, Metazoa, Arthropoda, Malacostraca, Decapoda, Penaeidae.
UGAAGUACCUUGGACUCCUGGCCAUGUCAAAGAUUCUCAAAACGCACCCCAAGUCUGUGCAAGCCCACAAAGAUUUGGUCCUACAGUGUUUGGAUGACAAGGAUGAGUCCAUACGCCUACGAGCCCUCGAUCUCCUCUAUGGCAUGGUGAGCAAGAAGACUGUCAUGGAGAUUGUCCGUCGUCUUAUGACCCAUAUGGAUCGUGCUGAGGGAACCAUGUAUAGAGAUGAACUCUUACAAAAAAUUAUUCUCAUUUGCUCACAGAAUAAUUACCAGUAUAUUACCAACUUUGAAUGGUACAUCAGUGUUCUAGUAGAGCUUUGCCGAAUGGAGGGCACACAGCAUGGUGGCUUAAUUGCUAACCAGCUGAUGGAUGUGGCUAUCAGAGUGGUUGCUGUUAGAGAAUUUACUGUUGGCCAGAUGGCACUGCUGCUGGACAAUGCCCAUGUCAUAGUUGGUCCUGCAGCAGCUAGAUCAUCCAUAGCAGAAGUUUUGUAUGCCGCUGCCUGGAUCUGCGGAGAGUUUUCACAAUUACUAGCCAAUCCAAAGGCUACUCUAGAAUCAAUGGUUCGUGGUAAAGUUGUGUCUCUGCCAGGCCACAUACAAGCUAUCUAUGUACACAACAUGCUCAAGCUUUACGCGCAUAUCAUAUCUACUGCCGAAGAGGAGGAGGAUUCAGAGAUGAUAGAGGAGGUUACGAGUCUGCUUCUUGAGAGGUUACCUGUGUUUGUGUCAUCUGGGGAUCUAGAGGUGCAGGAGCGUGCAUCUUGUAUCCUGCAGCUUGUCAACUAUGUCCAAAAGUGCCACAAGAAUGGAGAUAAGAUAGGUUCUGAUCUGACUCUCUUGCUAACAGGGGAACUGAAUCCUGUUGCUCCAAAGGCCCAGAAGAAGGUUCCACUACCAGAAGGACUAGAUCUUGAUGUCUGGAUUAAUGAUCCACCAUCUGAGAGUGAGGAAGAGGAAAAGGAUGAUGUUUUCAAGAAGGAAAUAUUCGUGAAAAAUGACCCUUCAUCCAAAGAACGAAAGAAGGAGAAAUACGAGCCAACGGAAGAAGAGCUCCAGAAGCGACGGGAUGCAAGAAGGGCUGAGCAGGCAAGCAAUCCUUAUUAUGUCAAGUCACAUUCAUCCCCGAGGCCAAACCAUAACAGCUUGCAAGUGGACGAAAUCCCCGUGGCUGCUCUUGAUCUAAAUGUUUCUCUCAAGAUACCAGGUAUGGCCUCCUUAGAUAAGUAUCAAUUUGUGGAGGGAAGGCAGGAGAGUGGUAAAAAACGUGAUAAGAAGCACAAGAAACGCAGCAAGAAGAGAGGUGUUGCAUCUUCAAGUAGUGAUGAGGAUGUGCCUCGAACUCAUGUAGUAAACACAGAUGUAGGUGAGAUGCCUGAAGGUGCUAACUUCUCUGAUGAAAAUGAACCUGAUGAUCGGCCAGAGGAUGAUCCACACAGAGCACUGGACAUAAAUCUCGAUGAGCCUCUUGCACCCAAUGAAGUUCUUCCUACUAGAAGCCACUAUGAAGUUCCCCGCAAAGCCAGCUCUGACAACCAGGAUGAAGCGAAUCUCCUAGCAUCCCCUGCCAAGAAGAAAUCCAGUGGCAAAAAGGAGAAGAAGGAUAAGAAGGAGAAAGGGAAGAAGAGCAAGAAAGAGGAGAAGAAAGUGUCCAGGAAGAAGAAUGGGGUUCCAAAGAAGGAGGAGAGCCUCAUUCUAGACCUCAUAGACCCACUCAAGGAGACAUCAAUCAGUGAUGAAACAGUUCCUAGCACAGCAAACCACAUUAAUGGAGUAGAAGAAUCUAGUAGUAAAGAACCGCAAUCUGAUGAUCUGGACUUCUGGCUGUCCCCGGAGAACCCUCCUGCCGAGGCCCAUAUAGAAGAAGCAGACAAAGUAGCCCAAUUACCAUCUUCAGAAUUACAUAGUAAAGAAGAGAGCAAAUCUAAAAAGUCCAAAACCAAAAAGGAGAAGAAGGCCAAGAAGGACAAAGAGAAGCAUGAGAAGAAGAGCAAGAAGAAGGCCAAGGAAGAGCCAGAAGCCAUGAGCCGCAAUCGGGAUGAGUACGAGGAGACCAAUGGCCUGGUCACACAGGAGGGGAGGGGAGGGGAGGGGGAGGAGGCAGCCAUGGAGGCGUCAGAGGAGUCCCAGCCCCUCACAAGAUUACUCGCCGAGGAUUCCGCCAUUAAGAUGAUGUACACAACUGCAGCUAUGGAUGGUAUUAUGAGUCAAGUUUUAGUGUGUAUUACAUUCUCCAAUCAGUCUUCGAAAGAUAUCAGCAAACUCCAGUUGAUUGUGCCCGAUUCUGAUGCCUUGAAGAUGAUCAGAACGGACCCAGAAUCAGACACAGUGAAUCUCCCUUGGACCUUAGAGGCUGGCAGAUCACGCGAGAGCCAAUUCUCCUUCACAGCAGAUGACGACACAAUCCCUCACAAGUUGCGAGGUUCUCUCUCCUAUACUCAGGAAGGCAUUGGUAGUAGUGAUAUCUCAUUUCGUCUCGACUUUCCUGUUGUAACAUUCCUCUCUGGCAAGACCGCAAGUCGUGCAACAUUCACAGAUCUUUUAGGUUCAGGUCAGCUGUCUGCCAGAUCUUCUUUCACGCUUCCAAGUUGUUCACGCUCAUUCCAAGAGGUUUUGGAUGAAGUGACCCGGGGAGGAAGCUUGGCUGUGGUGGAGAGUGUGGAUCAAACUGCCUCUCUCUACGGCCGGUCCCUCCAUGGACACCACGUGUGCCUCCUAGUCAAGUACCAGGCAUCGAGUCGCCUCACAGUUGACGGCAAGAGCACUGAAGGGACUCUCCUAUCUAACACCCUGGAUUACUUGAAAACCACACUCUCGCAGCCGCAGUAGUCUCUUCAGUUUGCGACGUUGGGCAAAUUUAAAUAAAAACAGGGAAAGGACCUCAUGAUGUUAGAAAGUGUCACUUACAUAUAUAAACAUUUUCAUGUAAUAUACAGUUCAUUAUUAGGUGUUUUUCAUAUACCCAUCAUUCUACCACAUGAAUCCACGGAGAAGUUAUAGAUAUAUAUAUACAGAUUAAAAAAGAAAAGAUUUUUCUAUUUCAUUACGUAUUCAAUACGUAUGGUGUAUGUCCAGCAACGCCAAGUGAAUAGGCUGUGCUGUGGAGGGAUGAUUUCCACUAGUAGGCAAACUGGGUGUGAUAUUUAACUUAGGAAAUAUAUAAUGCUUUAAUUUGCAAGCAUUUGGGGAUCAAGUAUUUUGUAUUCAGAAGAAAUAUUUGUUAUUGUACUGUAAUCCUGAAUCAGAGUAUGAGAAACUGACAAAUAAUCAUGUACAUUUGAUUUAA